UUACAGAUCCCUAUUGCCAAGCCAAUGAAUUUAAGGUUUUUUUGAUAAACAUUGAAUUUCGCGGGAUUAAAUGUUGGAAACAUUACAGAAUAUAUUUUACCACAGUAAUUUAAUAAAAACAUUUAAGUAAAAUACGCACAAUACUAGCAAUGAAUGAAAAUCUUCCGAUAAUGUCUUUGGAAAUAAACGGACAGCGUCAUAUGCUUGAGGUGGGCCAGUUAUAUUUGUUUGGGAAAUUGCUGCCUCCAAAUGACACAAAGUAUGUCUUCAAUAUUGAAAACGAGGAUGUGGAUGAGAAACAUUGCUGUGUGGGUGUGUUUGCCCAGGAAGAUGUCUACGUUUAUGACUUAUUCAGCUCGCAGGGAACUUACCUUAAUGGUAAACCCUUAAGGCCCUUUACAAAGGUUUCGGUAAAAACUGGAGAUGAAGUAAGACUUGGUCGGUUUCAGUGUCUACGAUUCCACAAUGAUGAACAAAUGGAGAAUUCCCACGACAGCAGUGGUUUCGGUGAUAAUAACAAAAACACAUCCGAUAUAAUUGCCUCUAGUCCCGAGACAACAACGCAUAGAGAUUCCAGAGUGAAACGUUUAAACAAUAACAGCUCGGAUAAUUUCUUGAUGCCUGCAAUACCGUCGUCGUCAAAUAAAGCGCAAACAGCAAAGUCCCAGCCUUCGAGGCUCAGCAAUAGUUUUGUUGUACCAGAAACUGAAGCAGCACUCUCGAAUAGCCGCCGUAGUUCAUUAGGCUUCAAUACAUCAAAUAGAGGCCGUUCCAGUGAUAGUUUCAUGAUACCCGAAACCCAAUAUUGUGGCGGGCGGGCAUCACUAGCCUCCAAUCUUUCCAUAGCCGAAAGUACAACCUCGGAGGGGGAUAAAACACGAUUGGAUAAUUCCACUGGUGAUGAUGAUUUUUGUAUACCAGAAACACAAGAGGUGUUAAGUUCCCAGAGACCACGGCCAUACAUGGAUAAAAUGAAACCACUGGAAGAAAAAUCAGUUGACUUGAAUGAUUCAGAUGAUGAGGGCAUAAAUGGUUCCUUUGGUGCUGCAAAUGGUAGUAGUGGUAGUCAAUUCCGGAUUUCCACACAAGACUACAAUGAAGGUUUUGGUGAAGAGGAUAAUUCGCUAAUGCAGUCACAGGUUAUUCCGCUAAUAAGACACAAUACAGUUUUAUUGAACAGUAGUGUUGCACCAGCCAGACAGGAAGCAAGUCCUAACAAAGAACCCACUGAAGAUGAUAAUGAGGUGGCCAAUAUUAAUUCGUUUGCUGCCCAAAAUCCACCACCCAAUCCCCAGAUUAACGAUGACUUGAAUUGUUCUACACCAGAUCUGUUUGAUUGUCAAGCUUUAGAGGCUAUUGCAAACGAGAAUAAUGCAGUUGUUACAGAUUUAGCCGAUGCUGCUGUGAAUCUUUUUGAGAAUGAUGCUCCUCCUGCUGGUUUGGAUGACGAUGAGGAUUAUUUAGCAACACAAAUGUUUCCAGCUUCGAACACAUCCUCAAACAAUACCAACAGUGGUUUGGACAAAAAUAAGACAUCCAAGGAUAAAAAUAUAUUUGAGAAUAAAGAAGAUGAACCGUUUUUAACACUAAGUGACAAGGAAAAUAUGCAUCCAGAUAAGAUGGAUCCCGUUUCCGAUUUGCCACCCACACAACUUUUUGCCAGCAAUGAUGCUUUGUCGGAACAUUCCUCAACUUCUACGUCUUCGUCACGUAAAAGUAAUGCAACCAAAAGGGAGGAAAAACAAAAACAAGUGCCUACUUCAAACACUAGCCAAAAACCAAUUGAGGAGGAUUUAUUAGCAGAACCUACUGUCAAUGUCAUGGGUGAUGAGGAAGAUGAUAUUUUAACCCAAGCAUUUGUACCACCGCCACCAAAAAGCACAUCUUCCAGAGCAUCAAGCGUGAAAUCUGUGAAUCACUGCUUUAACUCAACUUUAUUGGAAGACAAGGCGGUGGCUAAAAAUCCAGCUUCCUUCUUUGCCGAAAUGGAAACAAGUCCAAAGGGACUGGACAAAACAAUUGCCACUUCAAAUGUCUUCAAAAUGCCAGAGAAAAAUUUCUCAACAAUAAAGAAAACCUCGUCUGCUGCCAGCACGACCACCACCGAAUCUGAUAUGGAUUUGUUAAUGUGUACACCACAGCUCAUAAAAGAUCACAUUCCAUUUUCAAAAGCCGAUGAUUUGAGAAAAAACAUGCUGGCAGUUAAGAAUAAAAAUCUUUUUGGUGACGAUGACGACGACGACGAGGAUGAUAAGAGUGAAGAUUGUGAAAAUGACAAAUGUUUGGUUCAACUAAUUAAUGUACCUAAAAAUACGAAUGAUUUUGAUAAACUAUUGCCACAUCUAAAACAGGAAGCAAGCAAUGGAAUUAAGAAUGGACCAAAAAUUACAAGAGAGCAAAAGGCGGCAAUAGAAGCAAGAAAGGAAUACAAAUUUAAUACAUCAUUUGGCGAAGAACCAAAUGCAAAAAAGGAUAGAAAAUCAACGAGCUCAUCCUCUACUCUCAGCCGAGAUCAAAGACAUGCGGCUAGGGAUCGAGAAAAACAGGAUAGAAGGAAAACUGUUAACGAAGUUAAAACUAAGGAAUCUUCCUCUCGCCAAAAGAAAAAGGAGCCUCUCCCUGCGGACUUUUCAAAAGAAGACAAAUCCAAAGAAAUUAAGGAAAAAGUUGAGGAAAAUGAAACAUCAUCAUCAUCAUCUAGUAAAACUAUAAAACGUGGGAGACCAAAAAAGAAUGAUGAAAAGGAAGAGAAGAAAGCUUCAUCCAAACGACUCACCAGAUCGGUACAGGAUAAAGAUAGCGGAAAAGAUGAAGAUGAAAUCACAACUGUGAAACAGGCUAAACAAAGGCAACAAAAGGAUAAGGAAUCAGAAGAAACUGAAAAAGUCCGUCCCCCAAGACGCAAUACACGGCAACAAUCGUCCGAAAAGCCACCGCCAAAAGAAACAAAAGAUCCACCCAAACGCAACACCAGACUCAAAUCGAGAGAGACACAGUCCAGUAAAGACAGUAUUACGACCACAGAUGAUAUGGAUCUAAUGUCUACACAGACAUUUGUGCACAAUACACGAACCCGAACACGAUCACGUUCACAACAAUCAGAAGAAAGAAAUGAUGCCACGAAGAAAGCAUCAAAUUCAUCAACGUCAUCAUCCACAUUGCCAAAUAGUUUGAAUUCAAGCGCUACUACGCUUAAUCGCAGCAGUUCCAGACUCAAUUCAUCAAUCACAAAUAGUAUUGAAAAGAAAAUUCCAACCUCAGCUAGUGCAGCUGUGCGUAAACGUAAAUCCGAAACGGCAGCACCUCAACAAAUUGAGGAAAAGAAACGUCUUAAACGAAUAAAUUCCCAUGACUCCACAACUUCAACAGCUAGCUCCUCAACUUCGGGCCUUUCAGCACGACCAUUGAUAUCCAUAACCAUGGUUGAACCGGAAAGAUUUAACGAAUUGCAAACCAAAUCAAGAGGCUUAUGGGCAGUGGCCAAAGAUCCCAAGGACAGUGAAGUUCUGGUAAUGGACAAAACCUUCCGUACCUUUAAGUUCCUAUUGGCCAUGGCACGAGGUAUACCCAUUGUAACCUCACAAUGGCUCGAGGAUAUUAAUUCAGCCAAAUCUCUGAAAAAAGUUCCUCCCUUGAGUAAUUACAUUCUCAAUGACCCCGGCUUCGAGAAGAAACAUAAAUUUUCGUUGGCCUCAUCACUGCAGUUGGCAAGGGAAAAUAAAAAGGGCCUAUUUCAUGGUUACGAAUUUGUAAUGACUACAAAUAUUAAACCAGUACCAACGGAGUUGCAAGCCAUUAUCGAAAUUGCCGGUGGCAUUGUCCAUGCCAAGGGUACCCCAACUCCAAAGGAUAAUCAAAAACUUUACUUAAUUUCCUGCAAUGAUGAUCGCAAGGAUUGGCAUAAAGUUAGACGGAUAAAUAAGAAUAUUACAAUUAUCACCACAGAGGCCAUAAUGUCGUCUAUAAUGCGUCAAAACUGUACACCAUUGUCUAAUCAUGUAUUAGUUUAAAUAAUGUAUUUCUAUAUGCAGUCGAUUUCGGAUUUGGUUUAAAUGAUGUGCUACAAAGAUAUUCCUUACUAUGCUAAGUGCUGAACUCAAUUUGUUUAUUCGUGGUAGUUUUCUUUUCGAAAAGUACAAAACUUCUUGCACACCAUGUCAUUUCUAUUUGUAAUGUUGUUUACUCUUUUUUAUUUGGUUAAGAUUUGUGACAAAAUCUCGCACAGAAACCAGGUUCAUACGUAUUUUUUGGAUAUCUCCAUUUAAAUACAAUCCCCAGUGCUUGUUCACGAACUCGACUGCAUGAAUUUAUGGCAAAUACUCAUUUAUAUAUAUUUUUUAUUUGUUGCAAUUAAUGUUUUACACAAAAUGUUAUCGUUUCGAACCAGGAGUUCCGGUAUAUGUUUUUCUUUGAAUGUUUUUUUUUUCUUCGCAACUUUAUAUUGUUUUUUUUUACUGUAUAUGUACAAAAUUGUCAAAUGAAAUAAAUUUUUCCUUUAAAUUCGCCUCUGGCUACUACUGUAUGACUGUAUGUAAAGAUAUUCGAAAUGUUUAUGUCGUAUAUCCGUUAAUUAUACAAUUGGAAUAAAAGAAAAUAAUAAAAA
Molecule: messenger RNA, 4603 nt
Organism: Musca domestica (house fly)
Lineage: Eukaryota; Metazoa; Arthropoda; Insecta; Diptera; Muscidae
Product: general transcriptional corepressor trfA-like
Exons: 9
Coding region: 150-4010 (1286 amino acids)
Cellular component (GO): MLL3/4 complex
Molecular function (GO): protein binding
Source: RefSeq, a predicted model, not a curated record